AUAUACCUGGGUUGAUUUUUAAAAAAUUUUUCUGAGCACGUACAAAUCCUCUGCUCUUGUUUUGAAGUCUUAUUUUCCCGAGCGCACAAACCUCAAAGCGUGGUACAUUGUAAUGAACGUAACGAAUCAAAAUCAAACACUACACAAAUACAUUUUUUUGUAACAAUCCUUUUUUGGUAUCUCCGCCUCUCGUCAUAAAUUUUCAUUGGUUCAUAUAUAAUAUAUGUAACCGUGUAUUCUCAUAGAAAAAUGGCUUCCUGAAUUCUUGUUUAUCCGUCGACCAGUGAGAAAACAAGUUUCAGCAUGUAAUCGGAACUUUCGUUGGAAAAAUUUUUAUUAUUACGAAUCUUAAUCAAGUUUUAACAGAAGCAAGAUUCAUGGAGACUUUUCCUACCGAAUACGAGAUUUUUCGUCUUGAGUGAAAGUGACGUCCAAAUUUUUUGAGGUUAAUUUAUCUUUGGGAAUCUCGAUAACCUCCAAAAAUGGCUGCUUCUUUGUCAGCAUACUGGGUCAAAUUUUUCCAAGGUGCUGGUUUCCCAUUGGAUGUAGCUACGAAACAUGCCGUAGUAUUUUCCAACAACCGUAUAAAACCAGACAUGUUGCCGGAAUUGGAUAAAGCCAGUUUGAAAGACAUGGGAAUAACGCUGAUAGGAGAUAUGAUAGCUAUUUUAAGAUACGCCAAGAAAGUAGUAGAAGCGAUGACUUGCGAGAAUUUUCUGGUUGAUACAGAAGAUGAGAAACCAGUGAAGAAAAUUAAAGCGACAGUUCCGAGUCGCGAAAUAGCUAAAAAUGUAGUUGUCAAAACUUCGAAUAAGAAUAUAGCAGGGAAAAUGAAAAGCAGCCAAGAAGUCACGACAAAAGCUGUGCCAAAACCUGUUAUUGUCAACAGUACAGCAAAAGCUGUGACGGUAAAGAAAAAAGUGACUCCGAGUCCUAGAGUUGUAUCGGCAGUGACCAAAGAAAUUGCCAAACCCGCUGUGGUUAAAAGAAAAAUUGUUGCCGUCGUUUCGGAGAGCGAAAGUGACGAAAUCACCGAAAUCGACGACGACAACAAAGAAGAUUGGAUGAGGAAAAAUGGUAAAAAGGUGAAAAUGACGAUCAGGGAUGAGGAUAAAGUUGGAUACACGGUCAUCAUGCCCAAAGGAAGAACCAUGCAAAGUCAACAAACUUUGAAAAAAAUUACCGACCAAAAACGUACUGUUUUCGAUCGCUUGGGCGAUAGCUCUGUUACAAGCACAACCAAUCCAGCAGAGAGCAAUUCUACACCGACUUUCAAUAUCACCGGACUCGGUAAUGAAAGUCUAAAAAGAACUUUCAGUGUUUUCACUCGUCUCGGGGACAAAGAUGCCAUAGAAACGGUGAAGAAAAUAACUAUCUCAAAAGAACCAGCGGAUGUCUUCCGGCCUGGAAUCCUUAAGACAACGAGACCUUCCUCCAUCGGAUCAACUAGUCUCUCUCUCAAACAAGAACCCAUAGUUAUAACGACAAAAUCAAUCGGUACUAUGCAUGCGGAUCAUGAAAAGAAGCAAAAGACUACAGCUAACAUCAGACAACUCGUUAGGACCACAAAAAAAAUAAGGCUAAACGAACCAUCUUCGGCACUCAAGUCCUCUGCUAAGGUUACUAUAAAAGGUAGCAGGCCAGGUAGCAAAUUAGCAUCCGAAAGAGUCGGAAUUGUACCGGCAAAAGCUCGUCUUGGACUCGGAGGCAACGCAGUGACAAAACAAGUCACGUUUGAUCGGUUCGCAAAAGUGACUUCUUUCGAAAAGCCCGGAGUAUUCAGUCGUUUGGGUUUCUGAGACGUUUUGGAUUUAAAAAAACUAUAGUCCAGUAAUUUUUUCAACCUUUGAUCACGAUUGUUGUAAUUCGUUUUUAACGUUUAUUUUUCGUUGCUUUCUCCAAAUGAUUUCUCGUUGUAUAUAGUGGGAGGAAUAUUUGGAAAAGCUCCGCCACGUUUCAUAUUCCAGAAAUUAACCAUAUUUUACGAAUUUUCAUUUCCAUUUCAUGAUUGUUCUCUCUUAAUGGGAAAAAGAAGUAACCAAACGUUUGACAGCGUACCUUAAUGAGAUGGUUCAGUUUUAUUUGGAAUUUGAGAGGACAGAAAUAUGUAAUAGGAUCAAGGUGAAUGAAACAACUCUUUUAUACGAAACUAUAUGUGCUCCGCAAUGAAUCAUCUUUACUAUGUAUCAAUUACGUACAAAUACACGUAAACGUCAUUUCCUAUAA
Molecule: messenger RNA, 2226 nt
Organism: Venturia canescens
Lineage: Eukaryota; Metazoa; Arthropoda; Insecta; Hymenoptera; Ichneumonidae
Exons: 3
Coding region: 483-1799 (438 amino acids)
Cellular component (GO): nucleus
Source: RefSeq, a predicted model, not a curated record